AUGUCGUCUUUCUUUGGCCGAUCCGGUACUCCCAACCAAGACCCACGCGCUGGUAGUGGUGGACAAUACAACUCACUUCCUUCGGGCCCUCGACCUGGUGGGGCUCGGGUACCGCCGCCUCCAGCACCCCGAGGUGCAAUGCCCCCGCAGCAGGGUGGCCAAUACGAUUCCUAUACCUCUCGAGCACCUCCAGCAAACUACGGUGGCUCGGGAUACCCAGAUGAGAAACGGGGAGGCAGAGAUGCUUUGAUGUCUUCCGGUCGUAGAGGUGGCCAAUUCGCCGUGGUCGAAUGUCCUAAUACGGCCCUUGCAUUAACCAACUGUCUCGUCGUACACCCGAAUGACUUUUCUCAGAAGGAGCACGUAUUGGUGAAGCACGACUUUCCUUUGACAGUCAUACACGAUACCACUGGUCAACUGCGCCCUGGCGAAGUCGGAGCCACUCGCGUACAACGCAUGUGGAUAGGCUUAUCGGUCCAGGGCGACUCGGUUUCCGUCGAGCCACUGAAUCUUGAGUCCAGAGGCAACGAUAUUUAUCUUGGAAGCCUUGACCUAGAAGUCGGCCUCUGGAAUCCCAAACAGGCCGUUGACCAGCAGUUCAGUGCUGACGACUUGAGCGCCGGGUUUGCCAAGGCUUACAACGGUCUAGUCUUCACGCCCGGCCAAAUCCUCGCAUUCGAUUUUCACGGCAUAACCCUCAAGUGUAUUGUUACCGGUCUUCAGGUCGUCGAACUCGCAGCCAUCCAGUCCAAGCGAGGAGGAGACUCAAAUGCAGGGUCAAGUGGACCACGUACAGGCAUUCUCAUGCCACAGACCGAAGUCAAUUUUAUCAAAGCUGGGGACAGUAAUCUAAAAAUCAAGUCCUCCGCCCGUAAGCCAGCAGCAAACUCGAUCAUUGCUCCCAAUUUCAAGUUUGAGGAUAUGGGCAUUGGUGGUCUCGACCAGGAAUUUGGAGCUAUUUUUCGUAGGGCGUUUGCCUCGCGUGUGUUUCCGCCUGGGUUGGUUGAAAAGCUGGGCAUUCAGCACGUCAAGGGUAUUCUGUUGUAUGGUUCACCCGGUACCGGAAAGACGCUCAUGGCUCGGCAAAUUGGGAAAAUGCUCAAUGCACGCGAACCCAAGAUCGUCAACGGUCCUGAAAUUUUGAAUAAGUACGUUGGAGCCAGCGAAGAGAACAUUCGAAAACUGUUUGCGGAUGCCGAGAAAGAGUACAAAGCUAAAGGAGAGGAAAGUGGACUCCACAUUAUCAUCUUUGAUGAACUGGAUGCCAUCUGCAAGCAGCGUGGAUCAACCAACAAUGGUACUGGAGUUGGUGACAGUGUCGUCAAUCAGCUCCUGUCCAAGAUGGACGGUGUAGACCAGCUGAACAAUAUCCUGAUCAUUGGAAUGACCAACAGGAAAGACAUGAUCGACGAAGCCUUAUUGCGUCCGGGUCGUUUAGAGGUCCACAUGGAAAUCUCCCUACCAGAUGAAAAGGGUCGUCUGCAAAUCUUGAAUAUCCACACUGCGUCGAUGCGAAAGCAUGGCGUUCUUGACUCGGAUGUCGAUCUUUUGGAUCUUGCCUCCCGCACCAAGAACUUUUCGGGUGCGGAAUUGAAUGGUUUAGUCAAGAGCGCGACUAGUUUUGCAAUGAAUAGGCAUGUCAAGGUCGGAACAAUGGCCGGAAUUUCAGAUGAUAUCGAAAACCUGCGAGUCAAUAUGGCUGAUUUUGACCACGCACUAGAGGAAGUACACCCUGCAUUUGGUGUUGCCGAGGAGGAAUUGGCGCAAGUCAUUCAAAACGGGAUUAUUCACUUUGACCAGGGUGUUGAUGCGACAUUACGUGAUGGUAGGCUCUUUGUCGAGCAAGUCCGCACCAGUACGCGUACUCCACUCGUCAGUUUGCUUCUACAUGGUCCUCCCGGUGCAGGAAAGACUGCUAUGGCUGCAACCAUUGCGCAAGCAUCCCAAUUCCCAUUCAUCAAACUCGUGUCACCCGAUCAUAUGGUUGGAUUUUCCGAGCCUCAAAAGAUCGCAGCAAUUACCAAGGUGUUCCAAGACUCUUACAGGAGUCCGCUGAGUGUGAUUGUCGUGGACAAUAUUGAACGUUUGCUUGACUGGGUUCCUAUUGGUCCUCGAUUCUCAAAUGGAGUUUUGCAGGCACUAAUGGUUCUUAUGGCAAAGCGCCCGCCCGCGGGAAAGCGCCUUCUUGUUAUCGCCACCACGACUAUCAGGCCAAUGCUAACAGAUAUGCAAAUGUCGGAAGUCUUCGAUGCCGAACUCCGCAUUUCGCCCAUCUCGACCCUGUCAGCUCUAAGCAAAGUAUUCGAGGACGUCCAGCUAUUCCGCUCGUCCGCUGAACAUCGCGAAGCACUGAAUCAGCUGCAGAUUGCUGGGUUUGGUAACGAUGGCAAGUUAAAUAUUGGCGUGAAGAAGGUGCUGAGCAUUGUGGAGAUGGCGCGACAGGAACCUGAGGAUAUUGCACAACGGUUGGUUGGUGCAUUUGUAAACUUUGGCUUGUAA
Rhizoctonia solani is the source of this 2499-nucleotide messenger RNA. Its product is annotated as AAA family ATPase. Gene Ontology annotation, cellular component: Golgi stack. Gene Ontology annotation, molecular function: ATP hydrolysis activity; ATP binding. NCBI's taxonomy places the organism in Eukaryota, Fungi, Basidiomycota, Agaricomycetes, Cantharellales, Ceratobasidiaceae. Gene Ontology annotation, biological process: Golgi to plasma membrane protein transport; intra-Golgi vesicle-mediated transport; SNARE complex disassembly. The record is from RefSeq and is a predicted model, not a curated record. The transcript has 12 exons. Bases 1 to 2499 code for a protein of 832 amino acids.